CUAAUCAAAAAUAAAAAAUAAAAAAUAUAAAAGGUACCAAAUGGAUGCUCAUGACUCGUUUGGUUAGGGCACUAGAGCAGCAACACGCCAGGACGAAAGGCCGACACUACGGUAGGGUUUGCGAAGUCGGGAACAAGGAGAAUAUAUGUACACAUAUAUCUAAAAGUCGAGAGCAUGGAUUUCUGCAGCUCUCCGUAGCAACGCCGGCGGGGGCGAUCUAUGGUAGGCGGAACAUUCACGUCGGAAUUCUGACGAGGUUUAAUUUAGUUGCUUGGAGACGGCUUCUGUAAUGGCAGCGACAGCUACAUACCCACCUCCCCCUCCGUACUAUAAACUAUACAAGGAUUAUAUUGAAAACCCUGAAUCUGCUCCAGAGCCACCGCCACCUACUGAAGGCACCUAUGUUCUCUUUGGUGCCAGUUACAUGACUGAUGAUGUGCUUCCAAGCUUGGAGGAGCAGGGAGUUCGUCAGCUCUACCCAAAAGAACCAAACAUUGAUUUCAAGAAGGAAUUGAGGACGCUAAAUAGAGAAUUGCAGCUGCAUAUUUUAGAGCUUGCUGAUGUUCUUGUGGAGAGGCCAUCACAGUAUGCAAGGAGAGUGGAGGACAUAUCUCUUAUAUUCAAGAAUUUACAUCACCUUCUCAAUUCAUUGCGUCCCAACCAGGCUAGAGCAACACUCAUUCACAUCCUUGAACUUCAAAUACAAAGUCGCAAACAGGCUUUAGAAGAUAUUAAAAGGAGGAGAGAAGAAGCACAGGGACUUCUCAAAGAGGCACUGGGAACCUUAGAUGGACAUUAGUCCAGGAAUGAUCUGCUGCCAUGGGAAGUGUUUUUGCCCAGUCCACUAACAGAACCUUAGAUGGCCAUUACAGCCCAGGAAUGAUCUGCUGCCAUUGAAGUGUUUUUGCUUAGUCCACUAACAGAAACUUUUGUUUUACGAUAUGAUGAUUCCGUGUCCUAGAUUGGUUCAUGUCAACCUCUUGCCUUUAAAAAUUGAAGUGUUGCUGGUAGAAAUAAAAUUGUUAUUCAUUGUAUUUUUUGGGAAAGGUUUUAUAGCUUUUGAUGAAGUCAGUUGAUGUAUGCUUCACUGGUGCGGUGUGUUCUUGUUGAAAGUUGAAAAUUUUGCAUAUAAAUGUAAGUCAUUUUAUUUUUUUUGACAGUAUUUGUGUUACUUUGAGUAAAACGAUUCAUUCACAUAAA
Malania oleifera is the source of this 1200-nucleotide messenger RNA. Its product is annotated as mediator of RNA polymerase II transcription subunit 7b-like. The transcript is spliced from 6 exons. NCBI's taxonomy places the organism in Eukaryota, Viridiplantae, Streptophyta, Magnoliopsida, Santalales, Ximeniaceae. Bases 290 to 799 code for a protein of 169 amino acids. Gene Ontology annotation, biological process: regulation of transcription by RNA polymerase II. The record is from RefSeq and is a predicted model, not a curated record. Gene Ontology annotation, cellular component: mediator complex; core mediator complex. Gene Ontology annotation, molecular function: transcription coregulator activity.